CGGGCUGGAUAUUGAUGUACUGCUUAAAACUUCGCUCAGCCACCUCAUCCCGAAGCUGCUGCUUAAUUUUGCGGGAAAUUUUGCGCUUAGACCAGCCCUGUUCCUCCCAUAUCCACCAGAUGAUAUUGGCAGACUGUGGGCGAAUAGGCACCCAUUGGUUGCAACUGUUGUGCACUUUCUGUAAUAGAUGCGGCAUCUGCGGCAGUUUUAGUUGCAACAGAAAUGGCGGUGGCUGCUGCUACAGACGCAGCGGCUGAAGUGGUUGCAGCUGCGACGGAAUUAGCAGCAGUAGUUUGUUGCGGCUGCGACAGAAUUGUG
Messenger RNA from Kickxella alabastrina, 318 nucleotides. RefSeq lists its product as uncharacterized. The transcript has a single exon. Lineage: Eukaryota; Fungi; Kickxellomycota; Kickxellomycetes; Kickxellales; Kickxellaceae. The record is from RefSeq and is a predicted model, not a curated record. The coding region runs from base 15 to 257 and encodes 80 amino acids.